Molecule: messenger RNA, 1662 nt
Organism: Verticillium alfalfae VaMs.102
Lineage: Eukaryota; Fungi; Ascomycota; Sordariomycetes; Glomerellales; Plectosphaerellaceae
Product: UDP-glucosyl transferase family protein
Exons: 2
Coding region: 1-1662 (553 amino acids)
Molecular function (GO): UDP-glycosyltransferase activity
Source: RefSeq, a predicted model, not a curated record
AUGGAUACUCUUUUCAAGGCAAAGUUUCUCGUCGUCGUGACGGUAGGGGGCUCUACAAACUCCGCCCCCAUGCUUGAAGUGUGCGCGAUACUCGCCACUAGAGGUCAUACUAUUGAGUUCGCAACACUUGAAGGGCGACAAAAGUUCGCCGAACCCUACCCGUUCGUGUCUGCCGUUCACAUAGUAGGGCCUGCCAUCUCGGCGGCCGAUGAGGAAGUGCACUACCGACGAUUCUCCAGGUGGGACUGGGACACGGCAGACGGCAAGCGGGACAUCGUCGACGGCAAGAUUGCGUUUGACGCCUUCUGGCCCGAGACAUACCGGCGGCUCGGAGACGUCGUGAGGAAGACCAGGCCCGACUUUAUCUAUGCCGACUACCAUGUCGAAGCUGCCGUGGAUGUGGCCUCUGACUUUCGGCUCCCUGUGGCCGUCAUGUGGCCGCAAAUGCCGUGGUUGGUGAUGCCGCAAAAGUACAUUCCCGGCCAGUCAGGUAUGCAGCAGCGCUGCCUGACGAGCGAGAAGGCGUCCCUGACGGAUCGGCUCUUCGAGAUGACCUUUCUGCUGCGGUCCGCACCCUACUUCUUGCGCUGGCUCUUCUUCGUACGCUCCAUGCGCAAGAAGGAGGGCGUGCCGCCGCGGCAAAAGCAGUCCAAGCCAGACCAUCUCGUGCUCACCAACUCGUACUAUGGCAUCGAGGUGCCGCGAGACACCCCGCCGCUGGUCCACGCAGUAGGGCCUAUUCUCUCCGAGUCGUGGCCGGCCAUGCCGGAUUCGUUUGCGUCCUUCUUCGCCGCCCGCAAGCGCAUCUGCUACGUCGCCUUUGGCACGCAUGUCAUUCUCGACAGCGCGCAGGUGGACAAGAUCGUGCGUGGUCUCGAUACGGCCCUCGCUACGGGCAUCAUCGACGGCAUAGUCUGGUCCCUGAGUCUCGUGGCCGCCGCGGCAUUGAGUCCGAGCAGCUGUCCUUUUCCUCGUUCCGCCGGCGGCGACCGCCGCCUGACCGUCGCCAGCAUGCUGGCCAACGAGCACCCAGCCUGGCUCAGCUGCACGUGGGCGCCGCAGCGCGCCAUUCUCGCCCACAGCUCGACUGCCGUCUUUCUGACCCACGCCGGCCCGUCGUCGGCCAACGAGUCCGUCUUUCACGGCGUGCCCAUGAUCGCCAUGGGCGUCUUUGGCGACCAGAUGAACAACGCUCUCCGGCUCGAGGCCGCAGGUGUCGCUGUCCGGCUGCAAAAGAAAGACUUCACAGCCGCUCAGCUAACCGAGGGCGUAACGCGCAUCGUUGUCAGCGAGAAGGAUGAUUUUGAGAGGGAGUCGGCUCGCCUCCGCAAAAUCGCGGCCGUGGCAUCUCGGAGGAGGUCUCUGGCAGCCGACCUCAUCGAGGAGCACCUAUACGACUGGGACGGCCGGUUCGAGCACCAGCUGCUCGGGCGUGAGCCGCGUGGUGUCGAGAUGGAGGACGGUACCUCGUCGCCUCUGUAUGUCAAGGAUGCGGAUUUCUACCCACGCGGCCGAGAGCUGCGCCCGAUGCAUCUGCAGACGGCCGACGUGCGCAUGUCAUGGCUGAAACUGAAUAACGUCGAUAUUGCUCUGUUGCUUUGCGGCGCGGCUGGUCUGUUGGGGGGAUUUAUUUACAUGAUUUACCGGGUUAGCAACUUGUGA